AAAAAAAAAAAAAAAGGAGAAAAAAAAAAAAGAAAGAAAAAAAAAGAUUAAAAAAAAGGGAGAGGGAGAGAGAGAGAGAGAGAGGAGGGAAAAAAGUAGGGGAAAAAAUAGUGCGAGCGAGCACAAUCUGAUCAGAUCAAGCACUUUCAGCUUCAUCCCUCCUGGGUCACAUACUGCUUCUCCACCAAGGUGAUCAAAGAAGAGAAACAUCUGCAACAGAGCGGAAGAAACGAGGGGAUCCUGCUUCGCAGAGAAAUUUUUCCCCCGAGAUUUUUUUUUUUAUUUUCCCUUUUUUUUUUUCCUCCUUUUUAUUUUAUUAUUCCUUUUUUUUUUUUUUUUUUUUUUUUUUUUUUUUUCUGGAAUCGAUCAUUUAUCACCAUACCCCCAACUCCCCCUCCACUCUAAACCAAAACAUCCCCAAACUCGCCGGGCAGCGCUUUUCCCCGCCCUGCACAACUCCGGCAGCGUCUCCCGCUCCGGUCUCAAGCCCUCCGCGCCUUGCUGAGGAGGAGGAGGAGGAGGAAGAGCAGCGGCAGAGCAGCGAGCGCGGAAGAUGGAGGUCUCCACGGACCAGCCGCGGUGGGUGAGCCACCACCACCCGGCCGUGCUCAAUGGGCAGCACCCGGACUCGCAUCACCCCUCGCUUGGCCAUACCUACAUGGACCCCACGCAGUAUCCUCUGGCCGAGGAAGUGGAUGUACUUUUUAAUAUCGACGGACAAGGCAACCCCGUCCCGCCGUAUUACGGCAACUCCGUGAGAGCCACGGUGCAGCGAUACCCCACGGCCCACCACGGGAGCCAGGUGUGCCGCCCCCCGCUGCUGCACGGCUCGCUGCCCUGGCUGGACGGGAGCAAGGCGCUGAGCAGCCAUCACAGCGCUUCCCCCUGGAACCUCAGCCCCUUCUCCAAGACCUCCAUCCAUCACAGCUCACCGGGACCGCUUUCCGUCUACCCACCCGCCUCCUCUUCCACUUUAUCCGCCGGCCACUCCAGCCCGCACCUCUUCACCUUCCCGCCGACCCCUCCUAAAGAUGUGUCCCCGGAUCCGUCCAUCUCCACCCCCGGCUCCACCGGCUCCACCCGGCAGGACGAGAAGGAAUGCAUCAAAUACCAGGUGUCCCUGGCCGAUACCAUGAAGCUGGAGUCCUCUCACUCUCGGAGCAGCAUGGCCUCUUUAGGAGGAGCCACCUCCUCCGCUCAUCACCCCAUCACUACCUACCCACCGUAUGUCCCAGAAUAUGGCUCUGGACUUUUUCCCCCCAGUAGCCUCUUAGGAGGAUCGCCAACCGGCUUUGGGUGUAAAUCGCGACCAAAAGCACGGUCAAGCACAGAAGGCAGGGAGUGUGUAAAUUGUGGGGCUACCUCAACCCCUCUGUGGAGAAGAGACGGCACUGGGCACUAUUUGUGUAACGCCUGUGGACUCUACCACAAAAUGAACGGGCAGAACCGGCCCCUGAUCAAACCCAAGAGAAGACUGUCGGCAGCCAGGAGGGCGGGCACGUCCUGUGCAAACUGUCAGACCACCACUACCACCCUGUGGAGGAGAAAUGCCAACGGCGAUCCCGUCUGUAAUGCCUGUGGGCUCUACUACAAGCUGCACAAUAUUAACAGACCCCUGACUAUGAAGAAAGAAGGAAUUCAGACCAGAAACCGAAAGAUGUCUAGCAAAUCCAAAAAGUGCAAAAAGGUCCAUGACAACCUCGAAGACUUUCCCAAGAGCAGCUCCUUUAACCCCGCCGCCCUCUCCAGACACAUGUCCUCCAUCAGCCACAUUUCACCUUUCAGUCACUCCAGCCACAUGCUGACCACACCAACACCGAUGCAUCCUCCAUCCAGCCUCUCCUUCGGACCUCACCACCCCUCCAGUAUGGUCACUGCCAUGGGUUAGCAAGAGACUCCCCUGCUGAAUGCUUACAGUCUCAAAAUGAGAUUUACUUUAUAUACUACUUGCAUUUUUGCAGGCGCGUGGUUAUGGGUCUGACGUCCCAAAUCAAAUGGGAGAGGGGAAAAAAAAGAAUUAAAAAAAAAAAAUUAAAAAAAUUAAAAAGGUUAUUUGAAGGCGUAAGAGAGAGAGAGGAAAAAAAUUAAAAAUGCAGAAAAAAACUACAAAAAGCACAAAAAA
Motacilla alba alba is the source of this 2122-nucleotide messenger RNA. RefSeq names its product GATA binding protein 3 (gene GATA3). Gene Ontology annotation, molecular function: DNA-binding transcription factor activity, RNA polymerase II-specific; zinc ion binding; RNA polymerase II cis-regulatory region sequence-specific DNA binding. Gene Ontology annotation, biological process: cell fate commitment; immune system development; embryonic organ development. The transcript has 6 exons. Gene Ontology annotation, cellular component: nucleus. Lineage: Eukaryota; Metazoa; Chordata; Aves; Passeriformes; Motacillidae. The record is from RefSeq and is a predicted model, not a curated record. Bases 554 to 1888 code for a protein of 444 amino acids.